ACAAGCCUUUUAAACCCAGUAGGGGGAGGCGAGAACCUAGAGGAGAGUCGCUUUGGAGAAAAAGGGGGAGUUAGAAAAAGAGAGAGAGGGAGGGAGAGAGAGAGAGAGAGAGAGAGAGAGCGCGUGCGUGACAAGAGGGGUUGAGAGAGGGAGAGGGGACGCUGCUGUUAAUAGAAGAGGAAACGUUUGUCAGGUGGCGAAACAGUGCACAUCCCAGGGACUAUAUCAUUGCCGUUGGAUUUAGCAACCCGGGUAGAUUUUCCCCUCUUUUUUUGUUUUCCCCCUUUUUUGUUUGUUUAAACCUGCGAGGAUGUCUGGACAGAGCAUUACGGACCGGAUAACGGCAGCGCAACACAUUGUUACCGGUUCCGCGGUGUCCAAAACGGUGUGCAAGGCGACCACGCACGAAGUCAUGGGGCCAAAGAAGAAGCAUUUGGAUUAUCUGAUCCAAUGCACCAAUGAGAUGAAUGUGAACAUCCCUCAGCUGGCAGACACGCUGUUUGAGAGAACAACCAACACCAGCUGGGUCGUGGUAUUCAAAUCCCUCAUCACCACACACCACCUGAUGGUCUACGGCAACGAGAGAUUUGUACAAUAUCUGGCCUCCAGGAACACAUUAUUCAACCUCAGUAAUUUUUUGGACAAAAGCGGGUUACAAGGAUAUGACAUGUCCACCUUCAUCCGAAGGUACAGCCGCUACCUGAACGAGAAGGCAGUCUCAUACAGACAAGUGGCUUUUGACUUCACUAAAGUAAAAAGAGGUGCGGAUGGCGUAAUGAGAACUAUGAACACAGAAAAGCUUCUAAAGACCAUCCCUAUCAUCCAAAACCAGAUGGAUGCACUCCUCGACUUCAAUGUAAAUGCCAACGAGCUCACAAACGGGGUCAUUAAUGCAGCGUUCAUGCUUCUGUUUAAAGAUGCCAUCCGUCUGUUCGCGGCCUACAAUGAAGGGAUCAUCAACUUGCUUGAGAAGUAUUUCGACAUGAAGAAAGCACAGUGUAAAGAAGGCCUGGACAUCUAUAAGAAAUUCCUCACUCGAAUGACAAGAAUCUCAGAGUUUCUCAAAGUGGCAGAGCAAGUGGGAAUCGACCGAGGAGACAUACCGGACCUGUCACAGUUUACAGUUUGUGCCCCCAGUAGCCUUCUGGAUGCCCUCGAGCAGCAUUUGGCUUCAUUAGAGGGGAAAAAGGUCAAAGACUCCACAGCUGCCAGCAGAGCCAGUACGCUGUCCAACGCAGUGUCCUCCUUGGCCAACACGGGUAUCUCUUUCACCAAAGCUGACGAGAGGGAAAAGCAGGCUGCUCUGGAGGAGGAGCAGGCCCGAUUAAAAGCACUUAAGGAGCAGCGGCUGAAGGAACUGUCCAAGAAACCUUCCACAACCUCCACGACUGCUGCAUCUCCAGUUUCCACCGAGACGGGGUCCAUCAGUACCGUUCCGGCCAUUGACUUGUUCUCCGCAACCAGUACCUUUGCUAACAGCACUCCAAAGGUGCCGAACGAUCUGUUGGACCUGCAGCCUGCGUUCCAGCCCUCCCUGCCUCUCUCCAGCGGCCUGCCUUUAGCCAACACAUGGGGAGAUCCUUUCACGUCUACAGAGGCCGCCGACGACUCCAUUCCAAACUUAAAUCCUUUCCUUACAAAGCCAGUUGUUGAUCCUGUUCAUCUGCCUGUUGUGUCUUCAGAUGCUGUUAGUUUUUCCUCUAGGACGCCCAGUCAUGAAAUGUUCGGUGAUAAUUACAAUCCCUUUAUUGAUUCAAGCUCUUCUGUUGCGUCCCCUGUCGAGCCCCCUGUUGGGAUGGGCUGCUUCCUCUCAGACUCGUUCUGCUCUCCGACCGCGUAUCCUAACACUCCUCUCUUCCACUCUGAGCCCUCCACUGUAGCUGGACUAUUUGGAGGGUUCUCUGCACCUCCCGCCGCUCAGCCUCCCAGUUCCACAGGCCUUAAUGUCGACUUUGACUCCGUGUUCGGCAAUAAGUCGGUCGCCAACAGCACAGACUCUGCUGAUGAUAUUUUAGGUGGCAUCCUGAAACCCACAGUGACCUCUCCUAACCAGGGUCUGACGCCCAGUGCCCAACUCUCUGGCAAACUGGUCUCCGAUGACUUGGAUUCUUCACUGGCCAACCUAGUGGGCAAUCUCGGUAUUGGAAACGGAACAGCAAAAAAUGACAUCCACUGGAGUCAACCUGGAGAGAAGAAGUUAACAGGAGGAAUGAACUGGCAACCAAAGACGGCUCCUACCACUACAUGGAAUCCUGCCACCAUGAAUGGCAUGCUUUUCCCACAAUACGCUCCCUCAGUGAUGGCCUUCCCUGCCACGACGCCCACAGGAAUGAUGGGAUACGCGAUGCCUCCUCAAAUGGGCUCCAUGGCCAUGAUGACUCAGCCCACAAUGAUGUACACACAACCUGUGAUGCGGCCUGCCAAUCCCUUUGGCCCAGUGUCAGGGGCACAGCUCUCUACAGCCUCUAGUCCUUCCAGUUCAAGUCCUCUCAGAGCUCCAGGACAGGACCCUUUUGCACAGCUGUCUAUGAAGGAUUUCCUUUAGAUCGUCUUUAGAUGCAGUUCAUGUAGGAGGGUGGACGCUUCCCAAGGAUGAAUUAUAUGGCAAAUCUCAAACCUUUAAUCUCUCUCCAGUUGGCUGUUGUACUCUUGACAGAGACACACUUGUACAGGAAUCAGAGGGACGGGUGGGAAGGGCAUUAUGGAAUAUGAUGGGUGGGGUUGGGAGGGCUACGACUCUGUUUCCCAGACAUGGAGGACUCAGCGCUCAUUUUGUACUUUGUGUAACGCAGUAACCGAUAUCAAACUGAUCUGCGUCUGUAACGAAAAACAAGAGUGUUGAAAGAGUGUGAGUGCCAGAAUGUGGUGGGUUUUCAUGCAAUCACGGCUUCACUUCCCUUUUUUUUGUCCAUGAAAUGGCGAAACAAGGGAUCGGGGAGGGAUUUGUGGGUUGGAGUUCUGUCUUUAUCCGGUCAUCAAUCAAGCAUUACCUGAUUUAACGAUCACCAAUUAGAUAUUCUAACAUCCGUUUUACCACAAUUUCUACUUUAUUUUUUUAUGUUGAAGUUUGCAGUAGACAUUCCUUGUGUAUUGUCUUGUAUUUAUUUAUGAUUUACCCACUGAGGACAUGAAAGAAAUGAUAUUUUUUUCUCUUUUUUUUUUUUUUUUUUUCUUGAGAUCUUCCUUACGGGAGGUGUUUUGAAUUAUGCAUUUAUAUGGGUAUGAUUGGUUGUAUAAUUCGGAUUUUGAGUGACUGAAUUAUGAAAAAAAAAUAUAUAUAAUAUAAAAACGGGGGGAAAUGGACACCUAUAAACUGACUGAUACAGCACUAAGUAUUCUCAGAAGCAGUUGUAUGUCUAGUGCAAUUUCUUUGUAGCUCAAAUGCUCACCGGCCUCCAUUCGUAAAGGACAUAGGGUGAAAUAUACCAAUCAUUACGCCACAUAGUCAGUUCUGUGCCCCAGGGGGUUUUGGGUGGGUUUUUGUGAGGGAGCAUUUAGCAGAGCACUACAUUUGUGAUUCAGCGCCAUUGCAUUUGGGGACGAUCUGUACUGCUUUCUGCUUGGCAUGUCAUUAUUUUACAUUUGACAGUUAUAUGGCUGCCUUUUCGACCUGAAUGUGCAGAUUCGCCUUCAUUUUCGGGCCGUCCUGGAGAAAGAAGAGUUGCGUGUGUGUGUUUGUGGGUGCGUGUGUGUGGAUAUGAAUGAGAAACGCAGGUGUCAGGAUGGGGUCGGUAGUGUUUAGGUGUAGGCCCUGUAGACAGAAAGGGGGCGCUGUUGAUCAGUGCUCUGUGUACAUAACGCCGACCCUGUCCAGUAGGGAAGAACACAAAGGACGGUCCAAAUAUGAGAGCGAUUCUAUCCAUUGAUUUAGCAUAUUUACUGCAUCAUCCCUGCAGAUUCUAUUUUGUUUAUAUGACAAAAAAAUGAAGCAGAAUUUGGGUGAUUUACAAAUAAAAGUGCAGCUUCCAC
This is a messenger RNA of Danio rerio (zebrafish), 3969 nucleotides long. The record is from RefSeq and is a predicted model, not a curated record. NCBI's taxonomy places the organism in Eukaryota, Metazoa, Chordata, Actinopteri, Cypriniformes, Danionidae.